GACUACAAUCGUCAUUAAGUCGGUUAGAUAGUAGUAAGAAUAAAAUAAAAUAUAAGUAUAAAAAUAAAACUAUGGAUAAUAUGUAUCAAAGUAUAAAUGAUAAGGAUAAAGUAAAUCAGAAAAAGAGAUCACGGCAACUAUUGAGCUGUGGAGAAUGCAGGAGACUCAAGCUUAAGUGUGAUAGAGUAUGGCCAUGCUCAUCCUGCAAAAAGCGUGGGUGUGCUGCUAUUUGCCCAGAAGGUACACUCAAAGGUGGUACAAUGUCAAGAAACGCAUUGGUUUCUAAUACCGCAUCCCUUCUCAGUAGAAUUGAACAGCUUGAGAACGCUUUAAAGAACGUGGGGGAAAUAGUGCCACCACCGACUGAACCUAUUAUUAGCUCAGCUGCUUAUGCCUUUAAUUCACCACCACCACUUCAGGAACAAUCAUUUCAGGAGGAGGACUUUGCCGAAAGUUUCGGUUCGCUCACUUUAGGAAUAUCUGGACAAGCUAGGUAUGUUGGCCCAAGUGCUGGUUCAGAGUGGUUGCAGAAUGAAGAUGCCAUAUCCGACGAAGAUCUUGAAUCUGAAAGGAGAAAUGAAAGCUCUCCAAAUUUCCAAGAUAGCCCAAACACACCACCAUCGGACUUCCCCUUUCCCGGUGCUACAAAUCAAUCAGUUGUGGAAGAAAUCUGGAGACAAUUACCACCUAUAGAAACCGCAAGACAUCUCUCUAAUAAAUAUUGGGACUACGACUCCUGUUUAUAUUAUGUUGUUCCCCGUGAAAUUUUUGAUGAGGACUUUGAAAUCAUCUAUCAAGGUCUUAUAGAUGUAAAAUUCGCACACCAAUUAGCACGACUUUAUAUGAUUUUGGCUAUCGGCUUACAUUGUGACGUUUAUGCGCCAUUCGGACAUCCUGAUUGUCAUAAGUAUUAUUGCUCAGCCAAAACACUUCUCAACGCUUCAGACUUUAUGACGAAAUGUUCGCUUGCAACCGCUCAAACGUUGCAUCUAAUGGGGAGUUAUCUUCUCAAUAGGAAUCGCAUCAGUGGUGCUGACUCUUAUUGGCCUCUUCUUGGCGUUCAAAUGCGUAUCAUACAAGCUAUGGGUCUUCAUCGAGAUGGUGGCAGAUGGGGUUUCGAUGCAAGACAACUCAAUGAGCGUCGUAGAACUUUCUGGGAGUGUCACACUAUAGAUGUUUUUCAAUCAAUCUGUUUCGGGAGGCCUUACUCGACACAUGCCAGACAUAUUGAUUGUGACUUCCCAAUAGAUGAGGAAGCCCGAAAUUUUCAUACAGGUGGUAAAGAUGAAGGAUAUGGUUUCCAUACUCUUAAAUUCAAACUUGUUAAGCAUCUCUGUAGGAUUAGUGAUGACAUAUAUGGCGUCAAUCCUCCCCCAUACGAAACUGUCAUACAUGUAGAUAGAGGAAUUAGAGAAUUUGACAAAAACAUACCUUCACAUUUGAGAUGUAAGGCCGCUUCGUUGGUAAGAAAUUCUUCAAAUUAUCCAAUCGAAGAAGAGGAUUCUAAUAAUAUUAGUGAUAAAUUGGCUUUACAGCAACAUACACUAGCAUUAAAUGUAAAUGAAUGCUUGUUGUACCUAAAUAGGCGUUAUUUCGCGCACGCCUUAAAAACACACCCAGAAGAUCCUCUCAGGUCAUCAUUUGCUCAAUCAUACAUUGCCGUCAUGGAAUGCUGUAGAGUUAUUGUCGCACUCGUCAGAAGUAUUCAUACACUACUUCCAGAACUUUCAACACGUUAUUGGUAUUUCUUUCACCAUUUAUUCUCUUGUGGUGUUUGUGCUGCUGCAUCAUGUAUGCUUUCUCCAGGUUCUUCAAUGGCAGCUGAAGCUUGGAAAGAUCUCAAUGAAAUUAUUGAAUUAUGCGCUUUACCAACUGCAGGAAAGCGCGCUAAUGCUUUUGUGCCAAGGCUUACACAACUUAGAGAGAAGGCACUUGAUCGUCGCAAAGCACAUUUAGAAUCACGUGUAAUGAUUGGUAAUAAAGAAGAGCAAGAAAAUGAAGAAGACCAUCUAGUUUUACUUGGCUUAGGUUCUAGAGUGGUUAAAAAAGGUCACAAACCUCACGUUACGAUACCUUCACGUGCAAGGUCUUAUAGCACUCAAUAUAAUCUAGCAGGUGGAAAUGCGCAAUAUAAUCAACCUGGAAUAUAUAGCCCUUCAAGUGAUAAAGGAGUACCUGCUAAGUCAUUCAAUGAGUAUGCCGCUAUUAGUCCUGAAGAUGAGAAUUCACGUAGUAAAUCAAGGAGAAGAAGCAGAUUCGAAAAUACAUCGCGAAAUGAUAAUGAUGCGUUUAUUAAUUCACCUUCAUUUAAUGGAAACUUCACAUUCCAAGCACCAAACGCAAAUGAUCCAGUUUAUGAAGCGUUAUUACAAACAUCCAGUGGUACAAACUCAACUGAAAUGUUUAAUAGUUUAUGGGAUUUCUCCAAUAAUAAUAAACCUAUUCCUGAUCUUAAUUCAACUAACGAUAACUUGAAUACAUCACUGAAUAAUGUUCCUAUUGAUCCAUUUUUUACAGGAAUGAAUGCAGUGAAUAAUAAUUGGACAGAAACGAAUGAAAGGAAUCAAGGUGAUGGAAGACAUAAUGACGCUGAUUGGAGUAACAUUAUAAAUUCAAUGGGAUUUUGAUAAUAAAUGUAAAACUAAAUAUAACUUGUAUUUUAAUUCAAUUCAAUUUAAAGAAAACGC
Wallemia mellicola CBS 633.66 is the source of this 2687-nucleotide messenger RNA. RefSeq lists its product as hypothetical. The coding region runs from base 72 to 2627 and encodes 851 amino acids. The transcript has 9 exons. NCBI's taxonomy places the organism in Eukaryota, Fungi, Basidiomycota, Wallemiomycetes, Wallemiales, Wallemiaceae. Gene Ontology annotation, molecular function: DNA binding; DNA-binding transcription factor activity, RNA polymerase II-specific; zinc ion binding. Gene Ontology annotation, biological process: DNA-templated transcription; regulation of DNA-templated transcription. The record is from RefSeq and is a predicted model, not a curated record.